AUGCAGCAACGGAAAUUACUCUUCCGAGCUGCCCUGAUAUUGAAGGCAGCCAUGUUGGCAUACAGAGAGACUGUAUACGACGUGGAUCUGACCAAGAUUGAGUAUCGAGAUGGAGUCCUGUAUCUCCAUCAAAAUCAAAGACCGGUUUCGUCUCUAUCUAAACGUGGUCCCUUCCCAAACCACAUCACUGACAUUAUCGACCACAAGGAAGCGGCUCUCCUGAAAAGCCAAUCCACAGCAGCCAUGUCACUCUUAGGUCCCUUGACCAGAAAACUCCUUGGAGAGGUAUCCUUGAAAAUCGAGACCAUGGUCGUCAAUAUCGGGAGGCCACGGGUUCCAACUAGGCUUGUUCCUGGUCCUGACUUGUACGGCGGUCCGCACGCGGUUUUGAAGAUAGAACGGAUGGAGAGGAACGAAACAUGGAUCAUCGAUACAACGGGUUGUCAAUAUGGAUUCCGAGAUGUGCUUGUUCCAUUCGCCAAGUACUUUAUUGACAACGAAUGCCGGAUAUUGGACGGCCCUCGGGUUUACGACGCAUGCGAGACAAAGGAGCUAGGCUACUUGUCAACCCUUCAUGUCUUCAACAAGACAAAAGCACAACGGCAAGAUAUGCGACUAGAACGGCUGACCCGUCACCAUUUUGCUGUCUUCAUUUAUAUGAGUGUGCAUGAUAACUUCCUUUUGGACUCUGGCGCCAGCUACAAGGGAAAGAUUGAUCGCUUCGUCAAUGAGCUCAAAACUCACAUGGUUGAUUCUAUGAGGAAGGCAGGUGACAAUUUUGAGGAUUCUGAAGAUGAUUGA
Penicillium psychrosexuale is the source of this 801-nucleotide messenger RNA. RefSeq lists its product as uncharacterized. The coding region runs from base 1 to 801 and encodes 266 amino acids. The record is from RefSeq and is a predicted model, not a curated record. The transcript is spliced from 2 exons. NCBI's taxonomy places the organism in Eukaryota, Fungi, Ascomycota, Eurotiomycetes, Eurotiales, Aspergillaceae.